Messenger RNA from Zalophus californianus (California sea lion), 3613 nucleotides. It is a transcript of the gene ZNF143, whose product is annotated as zinc finger protein 143. Lineage: Eukaryota; Metazoa; Chordata; Mammalia; Carnivora; Otariidae. Gene Ontology annotation, molecular function: DNA-binding transcription factor activity, RNA polymerase II-specific; RNA polymerase II cis-regulatory region sequence-specific DNA binding. The record is from RefSeq and is a predicted model, not a curated record. Bases 1240 to 3156 code for a protein of 638 amino acids. The transcript has 16 exons. Gene Ontology annotation, biological process: regulation of transcription by RNA polymerase II; central nervous system development. Gene Ontology annotation, cellular component: nucleus.
AGAAGCAAGCUUCCUGCUGAGCAGGGAGCCCGAUGUGGGGCUAGAUCCCAGGACCCUAGGAUCAUGCCCUGAGCCAAAGGCAGAUGUUUACCCAACUGAGCCACCCAGGCACCCCUAACUACUAGAAUUUUAAUCAAGAUUGGGUGGAUAUAGAAUGUGAGGAGGUUGUGACUAGAACAAGACUAGAGGAUAGAGUGACUGACUUGUCUUCAUUUGCCCAAGACUAUCCCAGUUUUAAAACCAAGUCCAUAUCCCCCACCUCCCGCCCCUUAAAACAAAAUGGAAAGCCCCAUAUUCCGGGAACCUCCUCAGUCUUGGGCAAAUUGGAAUGGUUGUCCAACCUACUAGAGAAGUUUACUAGAGUCCAGUUCAUAAUAUCUGGACUCUGGGGAAAUGGGAGAGUACUAAAGGUUUUGAGACAGAGAGCUGCUGUGUUUGGGUUUGAAAUCACUUGGACUGCACUGUGGAGAUUAUAUUGGAGGAACGUGGGAGUAGAUUUUUAGGAGGCUGAUAUAAUAAUCCAAGUGUAUGAUGGUAGCCUCAAUUAAGACAGUCUAAUAGAAGUGAAUUUUUUUUAAAGAUUUUUUUUUAUUUAUUUGAGAGAGAGAAUGAGAUAGAGAGCAUGAGAGGGGAGAGGGUCAGAGGGAGAAGCAGACUCCCUGCUGAGCAGGGAGCCCGAUGCGGAACUCGAUCCCGGGACUCCAGGAUCAUGACCUGAGCCAAAGGCAGUUGCUUAACCAACUGAGCCACCCAGGCGCCCCUAAUAGAAGUGAAUUAAUGUGAUAAGUAUUUAGGAGGUAGAGUGAUAGUUAUUAGUGAUUGGCUGGAAAAUAAGGGAGAUUUCAGUUACCGGAUUGGUGAUUGCAUUUGUCACUGAGGUAGAAAAUGCAGAAGGAGAAUUUCAUGGGAAUCUGUUGAGAUGGAGGUGACUGUGGACCAUGGAGGUCAUGGAGGCCAGUGAGCAACAGAUAGAUCAGUAACUCUUAAAGGACUGGUAGAUUUUAGAGAGCUUAUAAAUUCCAGAGAUCUUUGAAGCCAUGGGAAUGGAUGUGAUUGUUCAAGAGGAAAAGGGUAUAAAAUGAAAGAACAAACUAGGACAGAAACUUGAGGAUCCUCAGUCUUUAGGAACCCACAGGAGAAACUGAAAAGGAUUAGCUAGGAAGUUCGAGAUAACCAGGAGCAUGUGGAUGCCGCAGAGCCAAGGCAAGAGAAGUGUUCCAAGUAGAUAAAAGGUAGAAAAUGUUGUUAGCCCAAAUAAAUCGAGAUUCUCAGGGAAUGACAGAGUUUCCUGGAGGAGGAAUGGAGGCUCAACACGUUACCCUGUGCCUGACAGAGGCAGUGACAGUGGCAGAUGGUGACAAUUUAGAAAAUAUGGAAGGUGUAAGCUUGCAAGCAGUAACACUUGCAGAUGGUUCUACCGCUUAUAUACAACACAAUUCUAAAGAUGGAAAACUCAUAGAUGGCCAGGUUAUUCAGUUGGAGGAUGGUUCUGCUGCCUAUGUUCAACAUGUACCCAUACCUAAAAGUACAGGGGACAGUUUGCGUUUAGAGGAUGGCCAAGCAGUGCAGCUAGAAGAUGGAACUACAGCGUUUAUUCACCAUACCUCCAAAGACAGUUAUGACCAGAGUGCAUUGCAGGCGGUGCAGCUGGAAGACGGCACCACUGCGUACAUCCACCAUGCGGUGCAGGUCCCGCAGUCGGACACCAUCUUGGCAAUUCAGGCUGAUGGGACGGUGGCAGGUCUGCACACUGGGGAUGCCACGAUUGACCCUGACACCAUCAGUGCUUUGGAACAGUAUGCGGCAAAGGUGUCCAUUGAUGGAAGUGAAAGUGUAACAGGUACUGGAAUGAUUGGAGAAAAUGAGCAAGAGAAAAAAAUGCAGAUUGUCUUACAAGGACAUGCGACAAGAGUAACUGCUAAAUCCCAGCAGAGUGGAGAGAAGGCAUUUCGAUGUGAAUAUGACGGAUGUGGAAAAUUAUAUACGACAGCUCAUCAUCUUAAGGUCCAUGAGAGAUCACACACAGGAGACCGGCCUUAUCAGUGUGAGCAUCUAGGCUGUGGGAAAGCAUUUGCAACAGGUUAUGGAUUAAAAAGUCAUGUCAGAACUCAUACAGGAGAAAAGCCAUAUCGGUGUUCAGAAGAUAAUUGUACUAAAUCUUUCAAAACUUCAGGAGAUCUACAGAAACAUAUCAGAACUCAUACAGGAGAAAGGCCUUUUAAAUGUCCCUUUGAAGGCUGCGGUCGGUCUUUUACAACAUCAAAUAUCAGAAAAGUGCAUAUUAGGACACAUACAGGAGAAAGACCGUAUUACUGCACAGAACCAGGAUGUGGGAGGGCAUUUGCCAGUGCAACCAAUUAUAAAAAUCACGUGAGGAUACACACAGGUGAAAAGCCAUAUGUUUGUACAGUCCCCGGGUGUGACAAAAGGUUUACAGAAUAUUCCAGUUUGUACAAACAUCAUGUUGUUCACACUCAUUCCAAACCAUAUAACUGUAACCACUGUGGGAAGACCUACAAGCAGAUCUCCACACUGGCCAUGCACAAACGGACGGCCCACAAUGACACUGAGCCCAUCGAGGAGGAGCAGGAAGCCUUCUUUGAGCCUCCCCCGGGUCAAAGUGAAGAUGUUCUUAAAGGGUCCCAGAUCACGUAUGUUACAGGUGUGGAAGGGGACGAUGUUGUGUCUACACAAGUAGCCACGGUAACCCAGUCUGGGCUGAGUCAGCAAGUUACACUCAUAUCCCAGGAUGGGACUCAGCAUGUCAACAUAUCUCAAGCUGACAUGCAAGCCAUUGGCAAUACCAUCACAAUGGUAACACAGGAUGGCACACCCAUCACAGUCCCGGCUCACGAUGCAGUCAUCUCCUCAGGAGGAACACACUCUGUCGCUAUGGUUACGGCUGAGGGCACAGAAGGACAGCAGGUUGCAAUUGUGGCUCAGGACUUGGCAGCAUUCCAUACUGCCUCAUCAGAAAUGGGGCACCAGCAGCACAGCCAUCACUUAGUAACCACAGAAACCAGGCCUCUGACCUUAGUGGCCACAUCCAACGGCACCCAGAUUGCAGUUCAGCUUGGAGAACAGCCAUCUCUGGAAGAAGCCAUCAGAAUAGCAUCUAGGAUCCAACAAGGAGAAACGCCAGGGUUGGAUGAUUAAUCCUCGAAACAGUGGGGCACUACAUCAGAAGGAGCCUUUCAAAUCUUCAGGCAGCAGACAUCCAUGAGCCCGGGCCCAGGAAAAUUAGAAUUUUUCCAUUCCUGACAUACUGUACACAUUUUUAUGCAAGAGUGGAGAACAGUUUAUUCUUGACACUUUUGUGUAUAUAACUCUUGGAAUAGAUUCCCAAACAGAUUCAUUGUGUACAAGGUUGUAUGAAAUUAGGGCAAUACAGUAAAGUUUCACGUUACUCUUUUAUCAGUUUGCAAACUCCUAGCGUCUACAUGCAAGAUCAGUGGAGUCUUACGGAGUCUUAUGAUGGAUUUUUAACUUACUGUGAAAAAAUAAAAAAAGGCUGUAUCUAAAACGUCAAAGGUUCUAUACUUCAAACAAUCAAUUCCAAAAGCCAUCAUGGAUAAUAAAGGAUGUAAAGCCUUCAAAUAUUUCCCCAAGUUAA